AUGAUUGAACUGCUCCGUGAGCUGAUUGUUUCUAGCUGGUGGCUGAACUGUCCAGCUGUGUGAUUUGAUCCUCCUGAGCUCAGCUGUGAUUAUAUAGACUGACAGGGCUCUCUGUCGUACAGUCCAGGCUGCCCACCCUAACGCCUUUAGCUGUCGGAUCCUUGUGAGCGGUUAGAUCAUAUAUGGAGAAUCUCAAUUGCAUACUCCUUGCGUCCUCUCCUCGACUCCUCUCUCCUCGCGUCCUCUUUCCUCUCUCCUCGCCUCCUUCUCAAAACCCAUUGGAUGAGAAAGCCAGAGGUCCCUUACCUUCUCAUAAAUGGGUUUUGAGAAGGACGCGAGGAGAGAGGACGCGAGGAGAGAGGAGAGAGGACGCGAGGAGAAUGCAAUCGAGAUUCUUCCAUAGAUGGACAGACAGACAGACAACACACACAGACAGAAAGGACAAACUGGCACUUGUCUAGUCCUCUCUCUCUCUAGUCCCUAAUUUAGCUAGCUAGUAGUUACCACACAGAUUAUUGCCAAUCCUCCUCAGUUUUACCCACCGUAGACUGUAACAAUAGGUCUUAUCGGAUUGAGUUCUGAUUAGUUUUCAGGUGAAAAAUGAAUUCAAAGAAUUGAUGAUGACGACUGAAUAUGUGACCAAUGAUCCCUUUAAACCUUUAAGAUCCACUAUCAAUGUUUAGCCCUCCAAAGGACAAAAAAACACGACUCCAUUACUGUGCAAUAACAAUCUUUACUACUACACACAGGUUUAAGGGCAACUUCAUGAAACGUGGUUGAUAGCGAAUAUGUUGGUUCAGUUGUUAACUGGUACUUUGAUGGUGGGUGAGGUGAGGCUUCCCCCUUGCUAUGUAAAGUGCUUUGGGUGUCUAGAAAAGUACAAUCUAUUAUUAUUAUUAUUAUAUUAUUAUUUUUAUUAUUAUUAAUGAAAUGUAGGCUAAUGGUUGCAUGUUGUUGUGUUUACAGAGAGAGUGGUGCCCUACCUCAGCCGUCCAGCCGUGCCUGCCCUGCUCCUCCCCAGUGGAACAUACCUGUUCAGCCCCAACGCCAUCUGCCAGUCAGUACCCCCUGCUCUGUCAUCUAUACUAAUAAUGUAUUCCUCCACUGUAUAGGCUUAGACAUUCACACUUAAGCCUUACUCUGUAGGCGGUCCUUAAGAUCGUCAUGGAUAUGAUAGCUGAUUUAAUGUUGUAGCUGUGCGAUUACCUGGUCUGUGUCGUUGUAGAGGUUCCCUCAGUCAUCCAGUCUUUAAUCCGCGUGUCCUUCCUUAGGUACCUGAUGGAGGUGAAUGGACAGGGAUCCAGUGAUCUCGUCAACCAGUGGCUGGAAUGGGAAGCUACAGAACUACAGGUAAGGAUGUCUGAUAAAUCAUCAGCCAUGAUGCUCCCAUCUAUAGUGACUUCCUGGAAAUCAUCAGCCAUGAUGCUCCCAUCCAUAGUGACUUCCUGGAAAUCAUCAGCCAUGAUGCUCCCAUCCAUAGUGACUUCCUGGAAAUCAUCAGCCAUGAUGCUCCCAUCCAUAGUGACUUCCUGUGAAUCAUCAGCCAUGAUGCUCCCAUCCAUAGUGACUUCCUGUGAAUCAUCAGCCAUGAUGCUCCCAUCCAUAGUGACUUCCUGGAAGUGUACAACAAGAAGCCAUGUAUAUUAAUUGAACAGACAAGUCACAUUCUGUUUGAAUCUUUGCAGAUGGUGUCUAACGCUUGUUCUGUGUUGCACAGGUGUUUGUUUUAUAAUCUAUUAUAUGAUAUUAAUAAAGUGUUGUAUUAUUAUUGCCUCUCCAGCCUGCACUGACGCAGGCCCUCCACAUGGUGGUGCUGCAGGGGAAAAGAGCAGAAACUACCAGUGUUCUACAAGGACCUCUCAGCUACCUGGACCAGAGCCUGAGCAAGAGGAGCACGCUGUUCCUCACUGCUGUACGUCAACUCAACACACACACACACACAACUUCACACACGCCUUCACAACUCAACACACACCUUCACACACACCUUUUUAAAUCUGAGUGGAAAACACACACAUGAAUGUCAAAUAUAGAGUCCAAUGACAUUCACUUCUGCUUCUGCUUGCAUUUUUGUGUAUAUGCAGUUACUGUAAAGCACUUACUGACAAUUGUUGAUGUAAAAACGGCUUUAUGAGUACAUUGGAAUGAUUGGUUGAACUGGGCUGUGUUUCAGGAGAUGGUUUCAGUGGUAGAUGUGGUUCUUUGGGCAACUCUCUACCCCAUCCUGUCUGACAGCAGUCUGGUAUCAGGUGAAUUAUACUUUUUUUUUUUUUUUAAAUGAGCAAUUGAUUUAGUUUGUGUUAUAUAGUGGUGGAGAAAGUACCCAAUUAUCAUACUUGAGUAAAAGGUAAAGAAACUUUAAUAGAAAAUGAUUCAAGUGAAAGUCACCCAGUAAAAUACUACCUGAGUAAAAGUCUAAAAGUAUCUGGUUUUAAAUAUACUUAAGUAUCAAAAGUAAAAGUAUGAAUCAUUUCAAAUUCCUUAUAUUAAGCAAACCAGACGGCACCAUUUUCCUGUUUUUUUUAUUUAUUGAUGGAUAGCCAGGGGCACACUCUGACACUCAGACAUCAUUUACAAAUGAAGCAUUUGUGUUUAGUGAGUCCAACAGAUCAGGGGCAGUAGGGAUGACCAGGGAUGUUCUCUUGAUAAGUGUGUGAAUUUAACCAUUUUCCUGUCCUGCUAAGCAUUUAAAAUGUAAUGAGUACUUUUGGUUGUCAGGGAAAAUGUGGUCCUCUGUAGCUCAGCUGGUAGAGCACGGCGCUUGUAACGCCAAGGUAGUGGGUUCGAUCCCCGGGACCAUACACAAAAAUGUAUGCACGCAUGACUGUAAGUCGCUUUGGAUAAAAGCGUCUGCUAAAUGGCAUUAUUAUUAUUAUUAUUAUUAUUAUUAUUAUUAUUAUUAUUAUUAUUAUUAUUAUAAAAAGGUAUGGAGUAAAAAGUACAUUAUUUUCUUUAGGAAUGUAAUGAAGUAAAAGUUGCCAAAAAUAUAAAUAGUAAUGUACAGAUACCCCCAAAAACUACUUAAGUAGUACUUUAAAGUAUUUUUACUUAAGUACUUUACACCACUGGUGUUACACUAAACUUCUGUCAGUGUAUGUGUUUAACCGUGGCUUCCAUUCCUCUCGGCCUUUUACUCUAGGUAAUCAGACGGAGCUGCAGCGCUGGUUUGAGCGUGUGGGUGUGUUGUCAGCCUGUGAGUCUGCAGCCCAGACAGUACUACAGGGGAAGGGACUGAAGGCUGAGUCUCUGAAGACCUACAUGCAGAGACAGCCAGCCCCACACCAUGGUCAGGGACAGGGUAGAGGCACACAGCCAUGCAACAGCCCUGAGGUAAACUAAUACAUUUAGUGUUUAAUUGGUUUUAACACCAAUCCUGGGAAACAACCGUACCAUACAAUAGUACAGUUUGGUACCAUUUUUGAGGUUGCAGAUGGGACAGUUUGGACAUGUAAGAUUUAUUUGACAAUUUAAAAACAAUUUGGACAUGAUUAGAUUUAUUUGACAAUUUUUAAAACAAUUUGGAGAUUAGAUUUAUUUUACAAUUUAAAAACACAAUUCACACUCCUAAUGUAAUUGUCAUUGAGGUUAGCACAAAGUAUUUUUUCCAUUGUGGUCCUCUUUGGCCGACAAUACAUAGAGAGGAGGUGAGAGAGUAGCCAAACUCCAAAUCCACCCCUAGUCCUAUUCUCUCCAUCUCUCUCUCCCUCUCGGUCUGCCUCUCACUCUAACUCUGUCUCUCUCGCUCUCUCUCCCUCUCGGUCUCCCUCUCACUCUAACUCUCUUUCUCUCUCUCGCUCCCUCUCCCUCUCCCUCUUCCUCUCCCUCUCUGUCUCUCUCGCUCUCUCUACACCUCUCUCUCCCUCACUCUCCCGCUCUCUCUGUCGUGUCUCUCGCUCUCUCUCUCUCCCUCUCCCUCAGAUUCAGAUUGCUUUAUUGGCAUGAAAUACAAUUUGUAGCUAUUGGCAAAAUAACUAUAGUGGUACAGCAUUUCAGUAAAACCGUACAAUGCAAUGAGGAUAAUGGAAUCCAGUUCAUUUCUGUAGUAAUAAUAAUAGUACAUAUUAUCAUGUAUACAGGUACAACACUACUGCUGUUGUAUUGUGGAAUCUUCAGUCGAUACAGUUCAUUAAAGAAAUAUAAGAAUUAUUUAAAAAAAUAAUAAAGCAGCUCAUAAAUGAGUCUCUCUAUCUCUCUCCCUCAGCAUUACAGUUUGAUGAUGGGACUUGAAUGUGUUUUCUGUCCUCCAGGGUGAUGAUGGUGACCGUGUGCUGUCAGAGGAAGAGAUCCUGUCUGCAGCAGUCACCUGGGGUAAAGGACUGGCAGACUUACCCAUGGUCACAGAGCGACUUCACCCUAUGUGAGUACACUGCAUAAUAUCCAGUCCUAGGGUUCGCACGAGGUGCUUAAAGUACUUGCAUUUGGCACUCUGAAAUUCAAGUACUGGAAUACCUUGAAAAUCAGACAUUUUCUCAAGUCGGUACUUGAAAAGAACUUGACUCCAAAAUUAGAGAACAGAUAAUGAUCAAAUAUGUUUAUGAAAAUAUAAAAAUGUAUUGGUCUUGCGAGUUAAAUUCCAGACAGACUACUGAGUUUUAUUUCCUCACGUGUUUCGUGCUGUGGUUGCCAGGCGAGCUCGCUCAUUCCACCCACACUGCCACUCAGCCAGGCAGGUACAGAGCUGACUGAUUAGGCGCCGCCAAACGUCACAUCGAUAGAUAAAAUGGCCGGAAAAAUGUAGAUUCAACCUGCUUUUUGUGCUUAUGGAACGUUUCUCGGAUCUUUUAUUUCAGCUCAUGGAACAUGGGACCAACACUUUACAUGUUGCGUUUUAUAUUUUUGUUCAGUGUAGUUUACCCACCUUUAUUUACCACUACAUCACUGGACCCAACCAACCCACACUGUGUAAGGUGCAAAAAAUGGGUCAGACUUUGACAUUGUGAGCAUGGGUGAGUCGGCCCUGAAGAGACCCAUGAAGGGGGAAAGAAGCAACGCUGCAUCCUGCGCUGGCGCCAGUUCUACAUUGACUUUUUCUCUGCAACAACCUCCAGAGCCUUUUUUUGCCAAUCGCCUCAUUCGUAGGGCGCCCGCGAUAUUCCUCUUAUGUGUUUAUCAAGCGGCAGCCAUGCUCCCUGCCGUUCUGGUGUCCUUUCACGUGCCGUUUUCCUAACACAGCCCCACCCGCCCAUCUCCCGACUGGCGACACUAAAGCUGCCACAGUUGGAAGCAAGACGCUUUUUCGUAGCUAUUGAGUAGUAGAUUCCCAAAUGCCCAAUACAAACACUGUCAUUAAGCUGGAAUUGUGUAGUAAUGCGAAUAGGAAAUGUGUGUUCACCAGUAAGCAUGUCCCAAAACUCUUCUCAUCACUACUCAAAUUACUAAAUCAUCAGUACUGACUUAAGUUACCAUUCAUGUAUGUAGUACAUAAGUAGUGAAACAAUGUAUUAUUGAGUAGAACUUGUAAGUUUUUUUUAAUGCGUUUUUACCCCCAUGAGGUUGUAGCGAUAUACUGCCAUCUGGUGGCGACUAGAAACAAUUGCAUAAAAUUAACUAUUACAAAUUGAUGGUCCUUGAAAAGAAAUAUGAGUACUUUAAAAAGUACUUGAAAGUCCUUGAAUUUGACUUGCCACUGUCUGUACGAACCCUGAGUCCCUAUAUUGUUCUUUAUAUAAGUAUCUAUAUUGUUCUCUAUAAUAACAGUCCCUGUAUUGUUCUCUAUGAUAACAGUCCCUGUAUUGUUCUCUAUAAUAACAGUCCCUGUAUUGUUCUCUAUAAUAACAGUCCCUAUAUUGUUCUCUAUAAUAACAGUCCCUGUAUUGUUCUCUAUAAUAACAGUCCCUAUAUUGUUCUCUAUAAUAACAGUCCCUAUAUUGUUCUCUAUAAUAACAGUCCCUAUAUUGUUCUCUAUAAUAACAGUCCCUGUAUUGUUCUCUAUAAUAACAGUCCCUAUAUUGUUCUCUAUAAUAACAGUCCCUAUAUUGUUCUCUAUAAUAACAGUCCCUAUAUUGUUCUCUAUAAUAACAGUCCCUAUAUUGUUCUCUAUAAUAGCAGUCCCUGUAUUGUUCUCUAUAAUAACAGUCCCUAUAUUGUUCUCUAUAAUAACAGUCCCUAUAUUGUUCUCUAUAAUAACAGUCCCUAUAUUGUUCUCUAUAAUAACAGUCCCUCCAGGAUUUCACAGGAAAAUGGUUAAUUUUGCGGCACCAAUUCUGACAUUUUGCAUGGCAAUAUGCAAUGAAAAUGCGCUGAUGAGAGAGAGUUUGUGCGAUGAUUGGUGGAAAUUGCGAGCCCUCCUUUUUGUUAUGCGGUGAUGGGUCAGUUUUAUGCGAUAAUAUUGCGAAGACUUAACUGUUUUUAUGCUGAAAUAGUGCAGUGAUUGGUCAAAUUUGAUUUAGCAGAAAAACUUUUGCGAUUGCGCAAUCCUGGAGGGACUGAUAAAGGCCUACACAGUGCAGGGACAAAGUACCUGCUGAUGAUUUUCCUUCCUACCGGGUACUUCCACCACUCACCCAGGUCUGAAUCACUCCUUGAUUAGAAUGAGGGAAUGAAAACCAGAAGGGUUUCAGCCCUCCAGGACUGGCGUUAAAUAGCUAUGGUGUACAGGAAGUGUUAUAUCAGUCACAAAAGGACAUACGGAGGAGGAACCUCCUACUGGCCAGUGCCUUACCGUACGUCAACAACGUCUAUGUAGUAUUUUACAUUUUACAUUUUAGUCAUUUAACAGACGCUCUUAUCCACAGCGACUUACAGGAGCAAUUAGGGUUAAGUGCCAUGCUCAAGGGCACACCGACAGAUUUUUCACCUAGUCGGCUCGGGGAUUAGAACCAGCGACCUUUCGGUUACUGGCACAACGCUCUUAACCAGUAAGCUACCUAUUUUUGUUUGGUAGCAUCAGCUGUACCUGCGCCAAAGCGCCAGUAUGUUUAAUCAUAUAGCUUGUUCAACAACUUCUUUUUAAAAUAGUGAGCCAACAUGUUUUCAGCACUUAUGUCCCUGAUUGAUCAAAACACAUUUUUCUCCUGCUCUCUCUUGUCCUAAUGCAACAGACAUAUAGUGAGCAAUAUGUUUGGAACAUCAAAUCGCAAUAAAAUCGCAGUAUCGAAUCGCAAUACAUUGAGAAUCGUGAGAAUCGCAAUACAUAUCGGUACCUACAGUUGAAGUCGGAAGUUUACAUACACUUAGGUUGGAGUCAUUAAAACUCGUUUUUCAACCACUCCACAAAUUUCUUGUUAACAAACUAUAGUUUUGGCAAGUCGGUUAGGACAUCUACUUUGUGCAUGACACAAGUAAUUUUUUCCAACAAUUGUUUACAGACAGAUUAUUUCACUUAUAAUUCACUGUAUCACAAUUCCAGUGGGUCGGAAGUUUACAUACAGUGAGCGAAAAAAGUAUUUGAUCCCCUGCUGAUUUUGUACGUUUGCCCACUGACAAAGAAAUGAUCAGUCUAUCAUUUUAAUGGUAAGUUUAUUUGAACAGUGAGAGACAGAAUAACAACAAAAAAAUCAAGAAAAACGCAUGUCAAAAUGUUAUAAAUUGAUUUGCAUUUUAAUGAGGGAAAUAAGUAUUUGAACCCCUCUCAAUCAGAAAGAUUUCUGGCUCCCAGGUGUCUUUUAUUCAGGUAACGAGCUGAGAUUAGGAGCACACUCUUAAAGGGAGUGUUCUUAAUCUCAGCUUGUUACCUGUAUAAAAAACACCUGUCCACUUAAGCAAUCAGUCAAUCAGAUUCCAAACUCUCCACCAUGGCCAAGACCAAAGAGCUCUCCAAGGAUGUCAGGGACAAGAUUGUAGACCUACGCAAGGCUGGAAUGGGCUACAAGACCAUCGCCAAGCAGCUUGGUGAGAAGGUGACAACAGUUGGUGCGAUUAUUCGCAAAUGGAAGAAACACAAAAUAACUGUCAAUCUCCCUCUGCCUGGGGCUCCAUGCAAGAUCUCACCUCGUGGAGUUGCAAUGAUCAUGAGAACGGUGAGGAAUCAGCCCAGAACUACAUGGGAUGAUCUUGUCAAUGAUCUCAAGGCAGCUGCAGAUGUUUUUCUGCUAAGGGGACAGGACAACUUCACCGCAUCAAAGGGACGAUGGACGGGGCCAUGUACCGUCAAAUCUUGGGUGAGAACCUCCUUCCCUCAGCCAGGGCAUUGAAAAUGGGUCGUGGAUGGGUAUUCCAGCAUGACAAUGACCCAAAACACACGGCCAAGGCAACAAAGGAGUGGCUCAAGAAGAAGCACAUUAAGGUCCUGGAGUGGCCUAGCCAGUCUCCAGACCUUAAUCCCAUAGAAAAUCUGUGGAGGGAGCUGAAGGUUCGAGUUGCCAAACGUCAGCCUGGAAACCUUAAUGACUUGGAGAAGAUCUGCAAAGAGGAGUGGAACAAAAUCCCUCCUGAGAUGUGUGCAAAGCUGGUGGCCAACUACAAGAAACGUCUGACCUCUGUGAUUGCCAACAAGGGUCAAAUACUUAUUUCCCCAUUAAAAUGCAAAUCAAUUUAUAACAUUUUUGACAUGUGUUUUUCUGGAUUUUUUGUUGUUGUUAUUCUGUCUCUCACUGUUCAAAUAAACCUACCAUUAAAAUUAUAGACUGAUAAUUUCUUUGUCAGUGGGCAAAUGUACAAAAUCAGCAGGGGAUCAAAUACUUUUUUCCCUCACUGUACACUAAGUUGACUGUGCCUUUUAAACAGCUUGGAAAAUUCCAGAAAAUGAUGUCAUGGCUUUAGAAGCUUCUGAUAGGCUAAUUUACAUCAUUUGAGUCAAUUGGAGGUGUACCUGUGGAUGUAUUUCAAGGCCUACCUUCAAACUCUGUGCCUCUUUGCUUGACAUCAUGGGAAAGUCAAAAUAAAUCAGCCAAGACCUCAGAAAAAAAUUGUAGACCUCCACAAGUCUGGUUCAUCCUUGGGAGCAAUUUCCAAACGCCUGAAGGUACCACGUUCAUCUGUACAAACAAUAGUAUGCAAGUAUAAACACCAUGGGACCACGCAGCUGUCAUACCGCUCAGGAAGGAGAUGCAUUCUGUCUCCUAGAGAUGAACGUACUUUGGUGCGAAAAGUGCAAAUCAAUCCCAGAAUAACAGCAAAUUACCUUGUGAAGAUGCUGGAGGAAACGGGUACACAAGUAUCUAUAUCCACAGUAAAACAAGUCCUAUAUCGACAUAACCUGAAAGGUUGCUCAGCAAGGAAGAAGCCAUUGCUCCAAAACCGCCAUAAAAAAUCCAGACUACGGUUUGCAACUGCACAUGGGGACAAAGAUCGUACUUUUUGGAGAAAUGUCCUCUGGUCUGAUUAAACAAAAAUAGAGCUGUUUGGCCAUAAUGACCAUCGUUAUCUUUGGAGGAAAAAGGAUGUGGCUUGCAAGCCGUAGAACACCAUCCCAACCAUGAAGCACGGGGGUGGCAGCAUCAUGCUGUGGGGGUGCUUUGCUGCAGGAGGGACUGGUGCACUUCACAAAAUAGAUGGCAUCAUGAGGAAGGAUAAUUAUGUGGAUAUAUUGAAGCAACAUCUCAAGACAUCAGUCAGUAAGUUAAAGCUUGGUCGCAAAUGGGUCUUCCAAAUGGACAAUGACCCCAAGCAUACUUCCAAAGUUGUGGCAAAAUGGCUUAAGGACAACAAAGUCAAGGUAUUGGAGUGGCCAUCACAAAGCCCUGACCUCAAUCCUAUAGAAAAUGUGUGGGCAGAACUGAAAAAGCGUGUGCGAGCAAGGAGGCCUACAAACCUGACUCAGUUACACUCUGUCAGGAGGAAUGGGCCAAAAUUCACCCAACUUAUUGUGGGAAGCUUGUGGAAGGCUACCCGAAACAUUUGACCCAAGUUAAACAAUUUAAAGGCAAUACUACCAAAUACUAAUUGAGUGUAUGUAAACUUCUGACCCACUGGGAAUGUGAUGAAAGAAAUAAAAGCUGAAAUAAAUAAUUCUCUCUACUAUUAUUCUGACAUUUCACAUUCUUAAAAUAAAGUGGUGAUCCUAACUGACCUAAGACAGGGUAUUUUUACUAGGAUUAAAUGUCAGGAAUUGUGAAAAACUGAGUUUAAAUGUAUUUGGCUAAGGUGUAUGUAAACUUCCGACUUCAACUGUAAGUAUGGCGAUAAUAUCGUAUUGUGAGGUCCCAGGCAAUGUACUGUACUGUAAACGGGUGUAUUAGUACAGCGUUUCCCAAACUCGGUCCUGCCCGCCCCUGGGUGCAUGUUUUGGUUUUUGCCCUAGCACUACACAGCUGAUUCAAAUAACCAAAGCUUGAUGAUGAGUUAAUUAUUUGAAUUGGCUGUGUAGUGCUAGAGCAAAGAACAAAAUGUGCACCCCUUGGGGUCCCCUGGUCUGAGUUUAGGAAACCCUGUCUCUUUUCUUACCAGUCUUCCUAAGGAGGGCAAGAGGAAUGUCCUAGUGACCAGCGCCUUGCCUUACGUCAACAACGUCCCUCAUCUGGGGAACAUCAUUGGCUGUGUGCUCAGCGCUGAUGUCUAUGCCAGGUAGAUAACACAACACUCUACACUCUACUCUACUCUACACUACACUACUCUACUCUACUCUACUCUACUCUACACUACUCUACUCUACUCUACUCUACACUACUCUACUCUACUCUACUCUACUCUACUCUACACUACUCUACUCUACUCUACACUACUCUACUCUACUCUACUCUACUCUACUCUACUCUACUCUACUCUACUCUACUCUACUCUACACUCUACUCUACACUACUCUACACUACACUACUCUACACUACUCUACACUACUCUACUCUACUCUACACUACUCUACACUACUCUACUCUACUCUACACUACUCUACUCUACUCUACUCUACACUACUCUACUCUACUCUACACUACUCUACUCUACUCUACUCUACACUACUCUACUCUACUCUACUCUACUCUACACUACUCUACUCUACACUACUCUACUCUACUCUACACUCUACACUACUCUACACUACUCUACUCUACACUACACUACUCUACUCUACUCUACUCUACUCUACUCUACUCUACUCUACUCUACUCUACUCUACUCUACCUACUCUACACUACACUACACUACACUCCCUACACUCUCCUCUCCUCUCCUCCCUCCUCUCCUCUCCUCUCCUCUCCUCUCCUCUCCUCUCCUCUCCUCUCCUCUCCUCUCCUCUCCUCUCCUCUCCUCUCCUCUCCUCUCCUCUCCUCUCCUCUCCUCUCCUCUCCUCUCCUCUCCUCUCCUCCUCCUCUCCUCUCCUCUCCUCUCCUCUCCUCUCCUCUCCUCUCCUCUCCUCUCCUCUCCUCUCCACUCCACUCCACUCCACUCCACUCCACUCCACUCCACUCCACUCCACUCCAAUCUCCCUUCUCUGAUCUUGUCCUAACAGAGCCUCUUUUUGUGUUUAUCUUUCUAUCUCUUGCUCUCUCCUCUCUCUGUUUAUCACUUACACAUUCAUUCCCUCCCUCUCCCCCCCUCCCCCUCCCUCCUCCCUCCCUCCCCCAGGUAUGGUCGUCUGCGUGGUUGGAACGUGCUGUAUGUGUGUGGGACUGAUGAGUACGGCACCGCUACAGAGAACAAGGCCCGUGAGGAAGGUCUGACACCACAGCAGAUCUGUGAUAAGUACCAUGCUGUCCACGCCUCCAUCUACCAGUGGUUCCAGGUCGACUUCGACUUCUUUGGCCGCACCACCACAAAGAAACAGACUGAGUGA
Coregonus sp. 'balchen' is the source of this 11647-nucleotide messenger RNA. Lineage: Eukaryota; Metazoa; Chordata; Actinopteri; Salmoniformes; Salmonidae. The record is from the annotation of a GenBank genome assembly.